AUGUCAUCUGAAUAUCUGAAAGUGUAUUAUUUUUGUGUCUUUGUUUUUUGUUUCAGUGAAGUCAGAGGUUUCCUCGGCAGCUUCUGGGACAAAAUCAAGCCAAUACUUAUACCAACCAUUACAAAGCUAGCCAUUGGAGCCAUUGGAAAGCGCGAAAUUGAAAUCAGAGGGUUCCUCGGCAGUCUUUGGGACAAAUUGAAGCCAGUGCUUAUUCCAUCUCUUGAAAAGUUAGUGAUUGGAAGUAUUGGCAAACGAGACAUUGAGAUCAGAGGCUUCCUUGACAGUUUGUGGGAUAAAAUCAAAUCAGUUCUCAUUCCAACCGUUACAAACCUAGCACUUGGAGCAAUUGGCAAAAGAGAAAUUGAAAUCAGAGGAUUCCUCGGCAGUGUUUGGGACAAACUCAAGACAACACUUCUUCCCGCCCUCGAAACUGCAGUGAUUGGAAGUAUUGGAAAACGAGACAUUGAAAUCAGAGGCUUCCUCGGCAGUUUCUGGGACAAAAUCAAGGGAAUACUUAUCCCAACCGUGACAAAUCUAGCCAUCGGAGCAAUCGGGAAAAGAGAAAUUGAAAUCAGAGGGUUCCUCGGCAGUGUUUGGGACAAACUAAAACCAACACUUAUUCCUGCUGUUGAAAAGCUAGUACUUGGAAGCUUUGGUAUUGGCAAAAGAGAAAUUGAAAUCAGAGGCUUUCUCGGCAGUUUCUGGGACAAAAUUAAGCCAAUCCUUAUCCCAAGCCUGACAAAGCUCGCCAUUGGAGCAAUCGGGAAAAGAGAAAUUGAAAUCAGAGGAUUCCUCGGCAGUUUGUGGGACAAACUUAAGCCAAUCCUUAUCCCAACCGUGGAAAAGCUUGUCCUUGGAGCAGUUGGCAAAAGAGAUAUUGAAAUCAGAGGAUUCCUUGGCAGUUUCUGGGACAAAAUUAAGCCAAUCCUUAUCCCAACCUUGACAAAGCUUGCCAUUGGAGCCCUUGGGAAAAGAGAAAUUGAAAUCAGAGGAUUCCUCGGCAAUUUUUGGGACAAAGUCAAAGCGACAAUUAUUCCAGCUGUUGAAAAUCUAGUGCUUGGAAGUGUUGUAGGCAAAAGAGACAUUGAAGUCAGAGGUUUCCUGGGCGAUCUCUGGGAUAAAAUCAAACCAAUACUUAUUCCAACCGUGACAAACCUGGCCCUUGGAGCUAUUGGGAAAAGAGAAGUUGAAAUCAGAGGAUUCCUCGGCAGUGUUUGGGAUAAACUCAAACCAACACUUAUUCCAGCUAUUGAAAAGCUAGUGAUUGGAAGUCUUACAGGCAAAAGAGAGAUUGAAAUCAGAGGUUUCCUCGGUAGUCUCUGGGACAAAAUCAAGCCAGUACUUAUACCAUCUCUGACAAAUCUAGCACUUGGAGCUAUUGGGAAAAGAGAAAUUGAAAUCAGAGGUUUCCUCGGUAAUCUCUGGGACCAGAUCAAGCCAAUUCUUAUCCCAGCUGUGACAAACCUGGCCAUCGGAGGUGAUUAUCGUAAUCUAUUUUUGUUCAAAGGAAUAUUUACUUUGCUAAAUUAA
Gigantopelta aegis is the source of this 1530-nucleotide messenger RNA. RefSeq lists its product as uncharacterized. Bases 1 to 1530 code for a protein of 509 amino acids. NCBI's taxonomy places the organism in Eukaryota, Metazoa, Mollusca, Gastropoda, Neomphalida, Peltospiridae. The transcript has 55 exons. The record is from RefSeq and is a predicted model, not a curated record.